CUGAGAGGCCUCAGUCCCUGCCGACGCCCGGGGCGAAGGCCACAGAGGUAAGGGGCUGGGCAGCCCGAGCUGCUGCGGUCGCGGGGAGCGGGCAAUGGAGGCACGCGCUCUCCCCGCACAUCACCAUGAGUUUCCUAAUAGACUCCAGCAUCAUGAUUACCUCCCAGAUACUUUUCUUUGGAUUUGGGUGGCUUUUCUUCAUGCGCCAACUGUUUAAGGACUACGAGGUACGUCAGUAUGUCGUACAGGUGAUCUUCUCGGUGACUUUUGCAUUUUCUUGCACCAUGUUUGAGCUCAUCAUCUUUGAAAUCUUAGGCGUGCUGAAUAGCAGCUCCCGUUACUUCCACUGGAAACUGAACCUGUGCGUCAUUCUCCUGAUCCUGGUCUUCCUGGUGCCUUUCUACAUCGGCUAG
Molecule: messenger RNA, 413 nt
Organism: Myotis lucifugus (little brown bat)
Lineage: Eukaryota; Metazoa; Chordata; Mammalia; Chiroptera; Vespertilionidae
Product: Golgi pH regulator
Exons: 4
Coding region: 126-413 (95 amino acids)
Biological process (GO): intracellular pH reduction
Cellular component (GO): Golgi cisterna membrane
Molecular function (GO): voltage-gated monoatomic anion channel activity
Source: RefSeq, a predicted model, not a curated record